CGCUCCCUCCGGAUCCCGCGCCCCGCCCCGCCGCCGCCGCCGCCUACUGCUUGCCCACGAAGAAGAGGGUGUGGGCGCCGGACCCGGAUCUCACGCCCCUUUUGCCUCUCGACCUCAACGCCGAGUACAAGCCUCGUGUUCUCGAAGUUGGGUUCGAGGCAGAGGAGGAGAGGGCUUCCCACACCAAGAAAAAUUAAAGAAGAAGGUGAGGGAAAGGAGGAGCCUUUGGUUUUGGAGCCUAGCGCUCAAGCAGGGGUGACGAUCAGCAGUCGAGAAGAUCGAGUGGAAACGAAGGCGGAGGAAGAGGAAGGAAGAGGAGAAGAGAGAAAUGGUGAUGGGAACGAGGAGGAGGAGGACGGGAUCGUCUGUGCUAUCUGUCAAAGUACGGAUGGAGAUCCGGAUGACCCGAUCGUGUUCUGCGACGGUUGCGAUCUGAUGGCGCACACCACUUGCUAUGGGAAUCCUCUCGCGAAGGGUGUUCCGGAAGGCGACUGGUUCUGCAAUCAGUGCCUGAUUUCUAACGCUUCCGAAAGCAAAGUCGAGUCCUUUUCCUGUUGUUUGUGUCCGAACAACGGAGGCGCUUUGAAGUCCACCAUCGAGGGCUCGUGGGCUCAUGUCGUUUGCGCGCUGCUUGUCCCCGAGGUCUUCUUCGAGGACCCAGCAGGGAGAGAUGCGAUCAAUUGUUCCAAGGUUCCGAAGAAGAGGUGGGGGAAGAAGUGCUAUGUUUGCCGAGACACAAACGGGUGCGCCAUCGAUUGCUCCGAGCCGAAGUGCCCUUUGGCUUUUCACGUCACUUGUGGGUUGCGUCAGGAUCUCUGCAUUGAGUACCGCGAAGGGAAGAGGAAUGCUGCCGUCGUUGCUGCUUUUUGCAAGAACCACACCGAAUUGUGGAAAAAGCAAGAACGGACAGGAAAGUUCAAGAUUGUAGCUAGGGAAGAGCAGCAGUAGCCGGACCAGGAGCGAAAAAGUUAUAUGUUGUGGCAUUAUUGAAAGUCUUGCUUUGCGAAAUGGCUAAAUGAGAUUUUCAGUCCUGGGAAAGUUAUUAGUUUGUAGUUUUGUAGGUUCUUUCAUGCUUUUGACUGUAAUGCUUUUUUUUUUUUUUUUUGGGGUCUAAAGUAGUCUAAUGCUUGAAUGACUGGUAAGAGUCGUAAUCCUUUGCUCAGCAUUUCUUGUUGUCAAGCUAAUUUCAAUGAAAUUUCUUUCUUCAGCAAAUCAGCUUCCACUUUAGAUGCAAUUGGCUGGUGUCCCGUGUCCUACUAAAGUAAAGGUCUAUUUCAGCUGUCAACCAUAUAUCCCAGGACAAUACAUCUAUUCUUUUUCUGUA
This is a messenger RNA of Eucalyptus grandis, 1324 nucleotides long. Its product is annotated as protein Jade-1. The transcript has 2 exons. The record is from RefSeq and is a predicted model, not a curated record. Gene Ontology annotation, biological process: regulation of transcription by RNA polymerase II. The annotation marks the transcript as partial. Lineage: Eukaryota; Viridiplantae; Streptophyta; Magnoliopsida; Myrtales; Myrtaceae.